Molecule: messenger RNA, 609 nt
Organism: Habropoda laboriosa
Lineage: Eukaryota; Metazoa; Arthropoda; Insecta; Hymenoptera; Apidae
Product: rRNA-processing protein UTP23 homolog
Exons: 3
Cellular component (GO): nucleolus; small-subunit processome
Molecular function (GO): small ribosomal subunit rRNA binding
Source: RefSeq, a predicted model, not a curated record
AUGAAAACAGCCCGCCAAAAAAAGGCAAGAAAACAUUUAAACUUUUUUAUCAACAAUUUCAAUAAAUUUAAUAUACAAGAUCAGUUAUCAAAAUAUAUUCAAUCUGAAAUAAAAUUAUUAACUACACCAUGUAUCAUUUUGGAGACAGAAAAGUUAGCUUCAUUUUCAAAGGCAGUUAGUGCAGCUAUGCAAAUAGUUAAACAGUAUCCUAUACAUAAAUGUGGACAUGCAAAACAUUCAAUUAGUGGUACAAAAUGUUUGCAGUCAAUGGUUGGCAAAAGUAAUUCAUCCAGAUAUAUUGUAGCUACACAAGAUAGAGAACUUCAGGAUAGUUUAAGAAAUAUUCCAGGAGUCCCAAUAAUAUAUUUACAUGGUAAAGCACCAACUUUGGAAGCACCUUCACAAGCUAGCUGUAAAUAUGCUGAAAACGUUCGUAAGGGGUUGGGAAUGACUGAAUGGGAAAAGGAAACUAUGAGAACACUAAAAGAAGCAGCUGGUUUAGCUGAAAAUACAGAAAUUAAAUGUAAAAGAAAGAAGAGAAAGAAAAUGAAAAUAGCAGCACAUGUUAAAGAAGCAUUAGUAACUGAAGUAAUGAAAAAACAACUAGAA